This is a messenger RNA of Cornus florida, 1265 nucleotides long. RefSeq names its product protein PAL OF QUIRKY-like. Lineage: Eukaryota; Viridiplantae; Streptophyta; Magnoliopsida; Cornales; Cornaceae. Bases 152 to 748 code for a protein of 198 amino acids. The transcript has 2 exons. Gene Ontology annotation, molecular function: protein binding. The record is from RefSeq and is a predicted model, not a curated record.
CUAUCUCAAUUACGCUACCCAAACCUCCCUCUCUCUCUCAAAUUAUCCCUCUAUAUAUAUAGACGCCCGACUUUACAUAACCCCUAGUCUUAAAGGGGCCACUCGACUCCGACCAUCUUCUGUCUCUACUCUUUCUCCUUCUUAGUAGAGCAUGACUGGAACCUUGAAUUCAAACAACACCACUACCAAAAUCAAAUUUCUCUACAGUUACGGCGGCAAACUCCUCCCUCGCCAAACAGACCUCAAGCUUCGCUACGUCGGCGGUCACACCAGAGUCCUCGCCAUUCAUCGUUCAAUCACAUUCGCAGAGCUGAUGGUGAAGUUCGGAGAGUUGUGUGGAUCGUCGGUGAGUUUGAAGUGUAAGUUGCCGGAGGAAGACCUAGACGUGUUGGUUUCGAUCACCUGCGACGAGGACCUCGCUAGUUUGAUUGAAGAAUACGAUCAAUUUUCGUCUUUCACACAUCAGGAUUUGAAGAUCAGAGCCAUACUCUUCCCGAUCAAUGCUCUCAAAACAAUCUCUCCUCCUCCGUCCACGGUAUCCAGUUUCGAACCCUCCGCUUCCAGAUCGCCACCGUACGCGGUCGCUGGAUCAUAUCUUGUACCUACACAUGCGUCGGCUUAUCGAAGCGGUGGCCGGAGUUUCUCGCCGGCCGUUGCAUUUCCCUCCGGUUUCCGGAAAGACGCCGGGAAAGUCCGGCGUUGUCCUUCCUGUGAACGUGAAAAUCCUAGGAAUUACCUUUUUCCUUAGAAGGAUAUUAAAACCCUAAUUUUUGAAAAAUGGGCACUCAAUGCAAAUACAAACUAUAUACAAUAGAAAAUCUAUAAAAUUUAUUCAAAUUGAAAAAAAAAAUCUUUUUCUUUUGGGAACAAAUUUUUAUAUUCUCUUUUUUCGAGUUUGAUUUGUGGCAAUGAGACGAUUAUCACUCCGUUUGCGGGCGUUUAUCUUUAUUUGUCGAUGAGAGUUUCAAUUUUCAAACAUUUGGUGUGCCAAACACGUGUAAGUUUUUAUUGAUCUGUAAUUAUUUUUAAUUAUAGUAUUUAACACAUUUAUUUGGUGAUUGGCAGGUUAAUAAAGGGGGAAUCUGACCAUUGAGAAUAUUUAUUAUUCUCAAGUAAAUUCUUUUGCUUUGGACAACUGGCGAAAGUUCGAGAGGUUUUGUGAAAGGCCCUAAACUGAUUCUGAAUAUGACAUCCAUCAAUUAGAGAUGAUGUGACAGUAUAAGUCGUGAAUGGCUAAGUCUAAUCAAGUGUUCUCUUUAUAUUUA